Molecule: messenger RNA, 873 nt
Organism: Chironomus riparius
Lineage: Eukaryota; Metazoa; Arthropoda; Insecta; Diptera; Chironomidae
Source: the annotation of a GenBank genome assembly
AUGAACGCAGUUUUUCUGUUAAAUACAGGCUAUUUAAUUCCUCUCUUGGGUUUCGGGACAUAUCAGAUCACGGGGCCUGAGAAGAUCUAUAAUGUACUCGAUUAUGCAUUGAAUGCUGGAUACAGACACAUUGACUCUGCGAUUGUGUACAGAAACGAAGCUGAAAUCGGCAAUGCUCUAAAAACUUUAUUGCCAAAGUAUAACUUAAAACGAGAAGAUAUUUUUAUUACAACCAAAAUUGUACCUUCGUCGAAGCAUUCUGAACAGGACGUCGAGAAUUUAGUAAAGGAUUCGUUAAGGAAUUUACAAACAAAUUAUAUAGAUUUGUUUUUGAUUCACUGGCCUGGCGCGUCUGGAUUGCAGCCAGGUGAUCCGAAAAAUAAGAAGCAACGACUUUUGACUUGGAAGAUUUUGACGAAAUUCAAGAAAGAAGGUCUUUUAAGGUCUGCUGGCGUCUCUAACUUCCUUAUUAAGCAUUUGGAAGAGUUGGUCGACGACCCUGAAUACGAAACACCUGCUGUCAAUCAAGUCGAGUGGCACCCACGCAAUCACAAUUCAACCCUUCUCGAUUACUGUCGCGAAAAAGGAAUAUUCCUACAAGCGUAUAGCUCACUUGGAACAUCAGGCUCAUCAUCCCUUCGUGAGGAUUCAACUGUACGUCAAAUUGCUCAAAAAUUAGGAAAAUCCUCGACACAAGUAUUAUUGCGUUGGGCAUAUCAGCAGAAUAUUGGCAUCUUGCCAAAGGCAUCGAGUCGUGCACACAUUGAAGAAAAUAUCGAUUUGGAUUUCGUGAUUCCAGAUGAAGACAUGAAAACAUUGAGUGACUUGAAGGUCAAACAGAAAUUUGCUUGGGAUCCGACUGUUGUUGCAUAA